UAUUAGUUUAAAUAAUAUUAUUUUGUAAAUAUUGCCCGGUGCCCAGCUCUACCGUAACCUGUUUCUCAAAAUGAUCAAAGUAAGAAACCCAUCUCUCUCUCUCAAUCAAUAGCUUUUGGAGGUGAAAGUUUUUCUGGUUCACCACUUCAGCUACAAAAUCAAUGAUGGAUUCUGAAUGUCAUACAAAUGUUUGUGAUUGGAAUUUAGAUAAUUCAUCUGAUGUGGAGCUUCGAUUAAGUAAUGAAGUUGCAACAGUUAGAAGUUCUCAUCUAGCACAAACCGGUGAAAUGUCUCAAAAUUCUUCUAGAGCAGAGUCAACUGCAGUUGAACGAGACGAACCAUAUGUGGGUCAAGAAUUCGAAUCAGAAGCUGCUGCACACGCAUUUUACAAUGCAUAUGGAAUGCGUAUGGGUUUCAUACCACGUGUAAGCAAUCUAUCUCGCUCAAGGCUUGACAAAUCUAUUAUUGGUCGAACAUGGGUAUGUAACAAAGAGGGCUAUCGAGUGCCUGAUAAGCAUGGUACGAAGAUUGUGAGGUCACGGUCUCCCACUAGGGUUGGUUGCAAGGCAAUGCUUUCAAUAAAGAAACUGAGCACUGGAAAGUGGUUUGUUACAAAAUUUGUCAAGGAGCACACUCAUGUGUUGGUUCCUGGAAAGGGUCGAAAAUCAUCAAUCUAUAAUCAAUUCCCGAAUGAGCACACGAGAAUUCAAGUUCAAGAGCUAACUAAACAGCUUCUGGUUGAGAGAAAGCGGUCUGCAUCAUAUAGAGAAAUCAUUGACAUUCUAUUUAAGCACAUUGAGGACCACACGCAUUACUUGUCUGAAAAGGUUCAGAACAUAGCAGACUGUGUAAAAGAGAUUGCAUCUGAAGGAAAGAGCGUCAAAAGCUCAAAUACUCUGGGCAAUAAACUGUAAAAUAUAAAUAUUUUUUUCUUUGUUUUUUGAAGUAGUUUCAGUAGAUUGUAACUUAUCUACCUUAAUUGAUUUUUUAGUUGAAAUAAAUACUAUUUUCAUUUCUAGUA
Quercus robur (English oak) is the source of this 1021-nucleotide messenger RNA. Its product is annotated as protein FAR1-RELATED SEQUENCE 12-like. The coding region runs from base 162 to 914 and encodes 250 amino acids. Lineage: Eukaryota; Viridiplantae; Streptophyta; Magnoliopsida; Fagales; Fagaceae. The transcript is spliced from 3 exons. The record is from RefSeq and is a predicted model, not a curated record.